This is a messenger RNA of Camelina sativa (false flax), 354 nucleotides long. The record is from RefSeq and is a predicted model, not a curated record. Lineage: Eukaryota; Viridiplantae; Streptophyta; Magnoliopsida; Brassicales; Brassicaceae.
AUGGAUGUGGAGAGGCUUUAUGAAGCUGUCGAUAUGCUUCUGUAUAUGCAGAGCAAAAAUGGAGGCAUAAGCAUAUGGGAGGUAGCGAAUGGGAAAAAAUGGCUUGAGUGGCUUAGUCCCAUAGAGUUUAUUGAGGACACAAUUGUCGAGCAUGAGUAUCUAGAAUGCACCGGGUCAGCGGUAGUAGUGUUGGUACGCUUCUUGAAACAUCAUCCAGAGUACAGAAAAAAAGAAGUAGAAAGGGCUAUAACGAAGGGAGUGGAAUACAUCGAAAGCAUGCAACUAGCGGAUGGGUCAUGGUUUGGAAACUGGGGAGUAUGCUNAGUGAUAUGGGUUUUUCGAAUAAUAUGUUAG